Messenger RNA from Nematolebias whitei (Rio pearlfish), 1376 nucleotides. RefSeq names its product embigin (gene emb). The record is from RefSeq and is a predicted model, not a curated record. Lineage: Eukaryota; Metazoa; Chordata; Actinopteri; Cyprinodontiformes; Rivulidae. The transcript has 9 exons. Gene Ontology annotation, biological process: cell-cell adhesion. Gene Ontology annotation, molecular function: cell adhesion molecule binding. Gene Ontology annotation, cellular component: cell-cell junction. Bases 50 to 1003 code for a protein of 317 amino acids.
GUGGGAGGGGAGGUUGAGGUGGUAAGACGAUGCAGCAGGCAGAGACAGAAUGAGAAGACUCACAGAGGACAGAGGGACAACAAUGACAUCCUCCUGGAAGCAGCAGCUGGUUCUGAUCCUCCAGAUUCUCGUCUCCUGCAGACACGUCAACACAAUGACCGCAGGCCCGACCCCAGGACCGUUUGUUCCCGUCACACCUCUGGAAUCGGACAAAAAAGGCGCCAUCUUGGAAGGUGAGCAUCUUGUUGUGACAGUGGAUCUGGUGAAGCCCGUCAAUAUGACCCUGGAGUGUACCUGGACAGGUAGCCAGAUCAAACCGCAAAACGUAACGGCUCACUGGCAGAAAGAUGGAGAGGAAGUUCCAGACAGUCGUGUCACAGUGGUGCUGAAGAAAGAACAAUACAUCCUCUCACGAGUGUUCGAGAUCGUCAAUCAGGAAAACCUCGGAAACUACUCAUGCGUGUUUGAGGAUGACGAUAGAAUAGAUUUUAUUUUUAGAGUUCCACAGAUCGGUGAGAAGCGAGACAAGCCUAUAGUGAGCUAUAUGGGAGAUUCAGUGGUGAUGACAUGUAAAAUGGAGGAAGCCAAGCCAAAGCCCAAUACCUGGAACUGGUAUAAGUCCAAUGGGACGGACAAGGAGCAGAUCAUUAUUGUCGCUGGCCGCUAUAAGAUCAGCAACGACGAUUGGAAGACCAAGCUGAAGGUGGGGAAAUUGUCUUUCGCUGACUCGGGUCAGUAUUACUGCGGCGCCGUGUACCCCAUCGGCACCUCGAUAAGCCAAGUGGGGCUGAAGGUGAUCAGCAUCAUGGAGCCUCUGAAGCCUUUCAUCGCCAUCCUGAUCGAGUCUCUCGUUCUGGUUGUCGUGAUUCUCUUUUACGAGAUGAGAAGGGCAAAGAAAAACAACGCCGAAGUAACGCUGACUACUGAUGAACAAAAGAGCACAGAACCCCAAGAAGAUAAAGGAGCAGAGGGAAGCAGUUCAGUAAGACAGCGCAAAGCUUAAAGACAACAGAUCAACAGGUUAUAGCAGAGCGCAAGAAAAAAUGUUAUGUUUAAGAGCUCUGACGCAAUAUGUAAACUGUUAUCAAAACUGCAAUAAUCUCCACCUAAUCGCCACCGUUGACUGUUAUACAAGUUUCCUGUUUAACCGUUGUAGUAGUAAAUGUAUUUUUUGGUUUUCACGAACCACUUCCCUUCUGUUCACCCACUUCCUGAAGAGAAACUGAAAAACGUGCAAUUUCCUGUAUCCCUUCUCGGCCAAGUUGAAAGUUCUUGUUUGUAUUCAUUAAACGCAAAGAGACAAAACACGUCGACUUAACUUUUCAUAAAUACAACAAAGUAGAACUCCGGACCGUCUAGAGGGGGACGUUUUAUUG